Messenger RNA from Ostertagia ostertagi, 414 nucleotides. The record is from the annotation of a GenBank genome assembly. NCBI's taxonomy places the organism in Eukaryota, Metazoa, Nematoda, Chromadorea, Rhabditida, Trichostrongylidae.
AUGUUGCUUGUUGAUCAGAUAAGCAAUGCAGCUUGGUCAAGAACUGAUGGUAUUGCACUAGGAAGUGCUUCAACAAUCAACAAAUCGGAUGUACAGCUCAUAGUUUUCGUUGCUAUAAUGUUGCACAAGCUAGGCCGUGAUUCGGUAUGGUCUUCCGAAUCAUCAACUGGAGUGCUCAUGCUGUUCUCAGCAGGGACAUUUCUUUUUGUCGCUACGGUUCAUGUACUGCCAGAGCUGGCUAAUCGUGCUAAGUCGCAGAAGGAUUACAUGUUAGUUGUGGAUGCGCAGUCUCCGGCAACCGCGGGUCAUUCCCACUCAGGUGGUACAAGCUUCACAAUCAAAGAGCUAGUAGCUAUAAUUGGAGGAGCGAUCGUUCCAGCACUGUUAUCAUCAGGACAUUCGCAUUCGUCGUGA